AUGGCGAUUCACAAACUAAUGGUAUUUGGAGAGGCAUUGGAUGACAGAGUUCGACGACGAGCUACGAGGAUCGACGGUAUCGAGAUUGGAUCGCUGAUGGUCUAUAUCAUUGCCAACAUCUUCCUCGAAGAAUUCGAACAGCUGGCUAUUCAUUCCGCCACCCGACAACCCAAACUUUGGCUACGAUACGUCGAUGACACAUUUAUCAUUUGGCAGCACAGUAAGGUGCACCUAGAUAGUCUUCUAGACCACCUGAACUCUCAGCACGGUGCUAUCUUGUUUACCAUGGAAGAGGAACACAAUCGCUCUUUACCUUUCCUUGAUGUUUUGGUCACCAGGCAGAACUCAGGCAUUUUAUCGCAUUCAGUCUACCGCAAACCAACUCAUACCAACAGAUAUUUGAAUAAACGCUCGUUUCACCACCCAUCUACCAAGAAAGGAGUUUGCAACACACUUAUCAGAAGAGCACAAAGCAUCAGUGACCGCAAUUCCAUCCAGAAAGAGAUGCAACAUGUAAAGGAAGCCCUGAAACUCAACGGUUAUCACAUGAGAGAUUUGAAAAUACACAAACGCAGCAAUAGCCAAGAUGACACGGAACCUAGAAAGUCUGAUAAGCCACCAGCAAAUAGCCAGCCAGGAGUUUAUCGGAUACCAUGCGAAUGCGGAAAGGCUUGCAUUGGUGUAACAGGUCGUGAUCUCCGUACCAGGCUCAAGGAACACCAAGGCCAUGCCAGGAGAGGGGAACAACAGAAGUCAUCUAUAGUCAUGCACUCCCACACACAACAACAUCGUGUAUGUUGGGAUAAAUCUGAACAUACACGACUAAACCAGACCUAA
Anneissia japonica is the source of this 837-nucleotide messenger RNA. RefSeq lists its product as uncharacterized. The coding region runs from base 1 to 837 and encodes 278 amino acids. The record is from RefSeq and is a predicted model, not a curated record. NCBI's taxonomy places the organism in Eukaryota, Metazoa, Echinodermata, Crinoidea, Comatulida, Comatulidae. The transcript is spliced from 3 exons.